UCCCUACUUACCUUAACUACCUACUACUUAGUUACCCCCCUCGUCCUCCUCCCUCCUCCUGGCCCGCAUUGCUCUUAUCACUUCCAUCCCUCCAGAUCCGCUGUCUGCUCAUCCGACCGCUCAGCGUAGAUACUGAGAUCUCAAGGCUGACAACUCCCAGUCGUCCAGUUUCAAAGCUCUCACGUCCAUCUUCAUGCCCCACGCAGUGAACAACGGCACCAUGGGCGAACCCGCAGUCAACGGCGAGAAGAUCCAUUCUCAAUUCCUUAACCACCUGACAUCCUACCCGGUCGUUUCAGAUUCCAUCGCAACCCUUAAGAGCAACAAGUACGCCGCCAAGUCAUUGGACUUCGCCGACCAGGGUUACAACCGCUUCGCAAAGCCCGUCCUUCCCUAUUUCUCCAAGCCCUAUGAAUAUGUCGCUCCCUACAUCAACAAGGCCGAUGCUUUUGGAGACCAGGGCCUGAACAAGGUCGAUCAGAGGUUCCCUAUCAUCAAGGAGGAUACGGAGAAGAUCAGGGACACCAUUGUCGACAGUGCCUUCUUCCCCCUCAAGCUCGUGGGCGACAUCAAGCAGCACGUCUUCGAACUGUACGGCUCAGAAUACAAGAAAUGCGGCGGAGAUGGCCUCGUGGCCAGCGGCAAGGCCGCCAUCACCACCAGCCUCCUCCUCUCCCAGGAGUCGCUGGGCCUGUUGAGCGCCUACUUGGGUGCGAAGAAGGAACAGGCCAAAGAUGCGACUGCCGAGAAGCUCAACAACUAGAUCGGUCAUGAGGCCCACGGGGGAAACUUUCGUGGAAGCGUCCCUGGUCCGUGUUCGUCCCACUUGCCACGACCUCAUAAGAUAAGACUUGCUUCCCUCCGUUCUGUGUGCGGCUAGCUGGAGUGGGUUGCGACGGUUGGGUGAACUUGUUCUUUUCUCUUAGCGGGAGUUCUAAUCUGUGAUACUGAACAUUGCAUUCCUCGUUUCCUCGUCCUGGUCCAGUACUGGCUUCCUCUCCGUCCUUCGUCCCUUUCGACCUCGCUCGAAUCGCUUCUGUUUGUGUGUUUGGAUAUAUAUAGCCUGGCUUCCUAUUUUUCUUUGUUAUCGGUCAUACUGUGCUCUGCUCCAUUCCUGGGUUUUCUUUUCCUCGUCUUUGGCACUUGUAUUUUCGACUCGACAAU
Messenger RNA from Paecilomyces variotii, 1164 nucleotides. RefSeq names its product putative pathogenesis associated protein Cap20. Bases 194 to 763 code for a protein of 189 amino acids. The record is from RefSeq and is a predicted model, not a curated record. Lineage: Eukaryota; Fungi; Ascomycota; Eurotiomycetes; Eurotiales; Thermoascaceae. The transcript has 2 exons.